This is a messenger RNA of Paramuricea clavata, 204 nucleotides long. The record is from the annotation of a GenBank genome assembly. Lineage: Eukaryota; Metazoa; Cnidaria; Anthozoa; Malacalcyonacea; Plexauridae.
AUGAACGCAAUUACCGACUCGUUUGUGGAAAAUGCUUCGUUACACAAUGUAAAAGAUCCCCGUUGGUUGCAAGUUGAAGUUUGUAGGGAAUUUCAGCGUGGAAAAUGCGCAAGAGCGGAGUCGGAAUGUCGAUUUGCACAUCCAGAUGAAAACGUACAAGUUGAAAAUGGAGGAAAAGUUACAGCUUGUUUUGAUUCAAUGAAG